Molecule: messenger RNA, 2676 nt
Organism: Micropterus salmoides (largemouth bass)
Lineage: Eukaryota; Metazoa; Chordata; Actinopteri; Centrarchiformes; Centrarchidae
Product: zinc finger protein 135-like
Exons: 2
Coding region: 110-1156 (348 amino acids)
Biological process (GO): central nervous system development; regulation of transcription by RNA polymerase II
Cellular component (GO): nucleus
Molecular function (GO): RNA polymerase II cis-regulatory region sequence-specific DNA binding; DNA-binding transcription factor activity, RNA polymerase II-specific
Source: RefSeq, a predicted model, not a curated record
CAACGCGGCCGCUUGUAGCGUUAGCUGCGUGCGUGUGUUGAAUUAGCUGGAAGACGGUAGCCAUUGUAGUCGUAGCACAGCUAAAUAUUUAAUUUGCAACUAAGCAACAAUGUCUUCGGUUGAGUAUCUGAGAGAAUUUGUUAACGAGCGACUAACUGCUGCUGAUAAAGAAAUAUUAGGAGUUUUUAGAAAAACUCUGGUCCAGUACGAGGAAGAGAUCGAUCGUCAGCGCAGACUGCUGGAUAUCGCUUGGAAACCUGAACAGUUACACAGAAAAAACCGAAAACGAAAGCUCCCACAGCAACAUGUCUGUAAGGAAGAGGAGGUUCUCGCAGACCAGCAGCUCUGUGUUCAGGAGAGGAACUCCAGUCUGGACCAGGAGGACCCAGAGCCUCCACAGAUUAAAGAGGAACAGGAGGAACCCUGCAGCAGUCAGGAGGGAGAGCAGCACGUACUGAAGCAGGAGACUGAUGUCUUUAUGUGGAUUCCUGCUUAUGAGGAAAGUGACCACAGUGAACCAGAACCAAACAGAGACCACCAGCUCCUCUCUCACAGUUCUCAUGUAGCUGAGAGCCAAGAUCAGACAAGAGGCAAGAAUGAAGAUUCAACUAGAGAUGCCAAACCAGAAUCAAAGAAAAGACAUCACAAAAGCAGCCGUCGCAGUAACAAUGUAUACAACUCUACCAGGUCAGAGAUUCGCCAUAAUCCUUACACAGGUGAAAAGGCUUUACAUUGUGAUAUAUGUGGAAGAGAUUGUAAGUCUAAGUCAAAUUUGCAGAGACACAUGAGAAGCCACACAGGUGAAAAGCCGUAUUCAUGCACAACAUGUGGGAAAGAUUUUAGAUAUGGCUGCAGCCUCAAAGCCCACAUGAUAUCCCACACAGACGAGAAGCCUUACCUUUGCAAGACCUGCGGGAAAAGAUACCGUCAAUUAUCAACCUUGUCAAAUCAUAUGAGAAUCCACACAGGUGAGAUGCCAUAUUCAUGCAAAACAUGUGGGGAAAAAUUCAAAGUUAACAAUCAGUUGGAACAUCACAUGAGAGGAGCCCACACAGGUGAGAAGCCGUAUACUUGCACAACAUGUGGGAAAGCUUUCAGGCAAAGUGGUCAGUUGACAGUCCACAUGAAAAGAGUCCACAGUGGUGAGAAGAAGUGAAAAAUAGCAGUGGUACCCGACCGUCCCUCUCCAUUUAGUCUCUUAGUACUGAUUACAUAUGUUGCUAUAUAUAUUCAGAAAUUCUGUUAUACUAUACCUCUUUGAGAACAUUGUCAGGUACCAGAAAUUAAGAACAUGUGCUUGGUAUUUGGAGGAAAUAUACAGUAUCUCAGAGAAAAUAGACAUGAUGUUGAACUGUGUAGCAAUAAUUAUGAUCCAAAAGUAUGUUUUCACCUACUGAAUGAAAUACACUUUUACAAUAGCUACAUCUCUGUAGCUGCAUGUAUACAAUUUCCUAUUGAGAAGACGUCACGAUAUAUUAGUAUAAAGAAGUUUAUAGUGAAAGGAGUUUGUUCUAACCUGUUUUUUCCCUUCAUCUUAAAUAUUACUCAAUUCUAACUGUCUGACUGUUUUUCUUUAAACAUAUUCUUUCUAAUAUUUUUUUAUUUUUAUUUACAAUUUUCAUACACUACCUCCUGCAUUAGUGGAUUGUAAUCUAUCUGACGUUGAAGUUGGGCUGGGCAGUUUGUUGUAAAAAUGUUAUUAGGAUUUACACUUUUAAUAUCACUCAAUAUUGAUAAUUAUCCCGAUAAAUGUCAAGUUAUUAUUCCUUUAAAGUUUAAAGAAGAUUUUUGAUCCCGAGUGAGGGUUGAAGAAACCAGAGAGUAAAUUAUGAUUUUUAAACUAAUCUUUAUAUUCAGAACAUGAAAAACACUUGCCAAUCAGUGGAUCGCUUAACACAUUUGAGGUACAACAUUCAAAACAAUUAUGACAUUUCUUUCAACAAAUAUACAUGAGUAAGAUUAAGUAAAAUCAUUUUUCUCAACAAAAGAAAUAUCUUUUUAAUUAAGAGUGUAUUUGUUUUAAAUUCAAAUUAAUUAAAUCAAACAAUUGAAUAUUUAUUGAACAUUUGUUAUAUUAUUAUUGAGGAAAAUUAUAUGGUGAUGAUUAUUAUUAUUUUGUUGCCCAGCCCUAUGUUUAAGCUGAGAAACCCUCUCACUAAUGGUGGUUUUUUGUGUGUAUUUUGUAGUUUUAUCAACUUGAUACAAUUGUUGUUUUUGGUUUUAGAGGUGACACACAAAUGCAAAUUGGAGAUGCUGACUACACAGUUCUGUAAACAAAAAUAUAUUUUGUCAGUUAUUUAGACUGAUAUUCCCAAUUUGAUGUGUUGGAGGUUUAUGUAAACUACAAGCAAUAAAAACUCAAGUGCUGGUAGUGCAUACUAUAAUUAGUGCCUAAAGGAACAUCUGUAUUAUAUGUCAUUUUUAGAGUGUCUAGUUGUAACAUACAAGAAGUAUUUUAAUGUUGCAACUCACCAGUUGGAGGCUGUGUUUAAGUACGAUUUGAUACAGUUUGGUAGUUUGGUCAGUGGAGCUACCUGAUACUGAGUUAGAAUGUAACAACAUUUAUUCAAGUACUGUACUUAUACACAACAAUGAUUGUCCUCAGAUGCCAAUAUUGCAUGUAAAUUCCACACAGAUAUGAAACCUUGAACAAAUAAAACAUUACAUUUUUAGGUG